UCGUGCCUGACCCGCCACCACACAUGGCAUUCAUUGGAAAUCCAGGAACGGGAAAGACCACUGUAGCACGAAUGAUGGCCGGUACGUUUGUAGGUUUUGUUAAUUAAACCGUGAAUUAUAAUUGAUGUAAGUGUUAAAUGACUGAGAUUCUGCAUUUACUUGGGUUAACGAAGUCGUCCAAGCUAACGGAAGUGCAGAGGUCAGACUUAAUGGGUCAGUACGUAGGGCAAACGGAAAAAGUGACAAGAUCAGUUAUUGAAAAGAGCAAGGGUGGCGUUUUGUUUGUCGACGAAGCCUACAGACUAACUCCAGGAGACAGCACAAAAGAUUACGGACAGUGUGCUGUAGAAGAACUGAUGAGAGAGAUGGAGAUUCACGAUCCUGUCAUGAUCUUCGCCGUCUAUCCUAAAGAGAUGCAACAAUUUAUUGAUUCCAAUGCAGGUCUUUACAGGCGUAUUCCGUUGGUCCUAAACUUUCCCGACUACUCUAGGGAAGAGCUAGGAAAGAUCUUGCAAUCCGUACUGAUCCAGAACCAAUAUCACGUCGAUGACGACUCAUCAAUUGAAGAGGCAAUCGGCCAGCUACAAGACCAACAGAUUGCCCUUCAUGAAUGCAGGCAUAUGCCAACUAAUGUUUCAAAAGGCCAGAGACAGUCUGAUAAACAGAUUGGACCCUCAUGACUUUAUGUCGACCGACCUAAACAUUUUUUCAAAAACUGAUGUCAUAACUGCCCCCAGGUCAUUGCCUACAAUUCCUGUUGGACGUCUCUAGAUGGGAAGACUGACUCAACUAUACUUUUAUGUUUUAACUUAACAGAUGUAUCAAAGUAGAUAAUGAGUAGUUAUUUACAGCUACAAUAACAUAUAGUGCACAAGUUUUAUUUGAAAUUGUGCACCGUUAAUUAAUUGGUUUUGAGACUAGACAGAUUUUUUGUUGAAUUAGAUAGACUAUAAAUAAAGAUUGGAUAAACAAACAAUAAAUGUUUUU
Molecule: messenger RNA, 987 nt
Organism: Corticium candelabrum
Lineage: Eukaryota; Metazoa; Porifera; Homoscleromorpha; Homosclerophorida; Plakinidae
Product: protein CbxX, plasmid-like
Exons: 1
Coding region: 138-680 (180 amino acids)
Molecular function (GO): ATP hydrolysis activity; ATP binding
Source: RefSeq, a predicted model, not a curated record